AUGGAGAGCACCAUCGACGAAAUGAGCAACGCGUACGAGGACUUCGUGGCCGCCGCGGCGGACGUGGCGCGGGAGAGAGAAGCAUCAGGCGGACGGCGGACGGCGGCGAUUGACGUGGCGCUGGAGAACUUCAGGCAUCGGUGGGAGCUCUUCAGGGCGUCGUGCGAUCAGGCAGAGGAGGUGAUAGACAUGGCGAGAAGGAGGAUCACGACGGAGUACGUGGCGGACGCGGCCUCCGCGGCGGCACGGCCGGCGGAGGCGGGGCUGCCGCCGGUCAGCGUGCUCCGAUUGGAGCAGGCGCUGCACGCCGUCAACUCCCUCGCCGCGGACCUACGACGUGGAUCUGGUGGCGGCGCCGUCUCCUCCCCGCCCACCAGUCCCUCUGGUGUGACACCUCAAGGAGACGAAGCAGACUGA
Messenger RNA from Musa acuminata AAA Group (dessert banana), 417 nucleotides. Its product is annotated as mediator of RNA polymerase II transcription subunit 32-like. Bases 1 to 417 code for a protein of 138 amino acids. Gene Ontology annotation, biological process: leaf senescence; cold acclimation; root development. The record is from RefSeq and is a predicted model, not a curated record. Gene Ontology annotation, cellular component: mediator complex. The transcript has a single exon. NCBI's taxonomy places the organism in Eukaryota, Viridiplantae, Streptophyta, Magnoliopsida, Zingiberales, Musaceae.